CACAUCAGUCUGCAAAGUUGACUUUGUAACCAACAGUCUUACAGUAAGCUGAUAAGGAAGGGUUUUUUUGUUGACUUCAAGGCAUACAGGUAUCAAGACUAAGUGUGCUGAUAUAUAUAUAUAUUUUUAUUUAAAAGGUUCAAUUCAUCUCUAUCGUGUACUUAACAUUUUUAAGGCUAUUAAUACACUUCAGACACUCAUUGGCUGGAAAUUUGUUAACAGAUGAGAAUUUUAUCUAUGUUCAGAGAAGGAAUUAAGCUAAGAGAGAAUUAUAUAGAAUCUGUUUUCUAAUUGGGCAUCGCUGGAGCCAGGAACUCCAGAUGAACACGUUCAGUAUAGACAAGGCUAUUUUAAUUCACUUCAUCCUGCUGGGCCUGGUGAUUGAGAGCAGCCAGGGGUGCUACUGUGAACACUAUCCUUGGGGUCCAUGGUCCAGCUGUUCACAAACCUGCAAUUAUGGAACACAGACAAGGCACAGGCAAAUAAGAAUGGAUGAAUAUUAUAUGCAAAACUUCUGUGACCAGCUAUGCACAAAGCAGGAGUCUCGUGCAUGUAACCAGCAAGCAUGUCCUAUCAACUGUCAGCUUGGAGACUUUGGCCCUUGGUCAGAAUGUGACCCGUGUGUUAAAAAACAAUUUCGUGUUCGGUCGCUCCUUCGCCCAUCACAGUUUGGGGGUCAGGCCUGUACUGAGCAACUGGUGGAUUCCCGCCCAUGCUUCCCAACUAAACUCUGCAACAUAGUGGAAGUUGACUGCAAAAAAAAAUUCCAGUGUGAAAGUGGUCGUUGUAUUGCAAAAGAACUGGAAUGCAAUGGGGAAAAUGACUGUGGGGACAACUCAGAUGAAAGAAACUGUGGGAAGAAAAAGUCACCGUGUAACAGAAAGUAUGACAGCAUCCCAAGUGUGCAUUUAAUAGGCAGUGGAUUUCACAUUCUGGCUGGAGAGAGUCGAGGGGAAGUCCUUGGCAACUCAUUCAAUGGAGGACGAUGUACAACAGUGAAGCACAAUGAGACAAAGAAAUUGUAUCGUGUUCCUGCAAACUUGGAGGCUGUCAGCUUUCAGGUAGUAGAUGAAGAGGAUGACGUAGCAUCAGAUUUCUACAAUGAUUUGACUCCUCUGAGUGACAGUGAUGCUGGAAGUAGUUCAUCCACUCAUGCUGGCAAAAGAACUUCUGGGAUCCCGUUUUUAUUCUCAAAAAAGAGACGGAUACAAGUCACAUUAACUUCCUCCUUUAAGAAAGCCAUUGAAGCCUCAUAUGAAAAGAGUUCCAACUUUAUUAGAGUCCAUAAAGUGAUUUCUGUUGCAAACUUCACAAUGAAGCAGUCACAUCUGCAACUCUCAGACAUCUUUCUAAAAGCACUUAAUCACUUGCCCCUGGAGUACAACUAUGCUUUAUACAGCAGAAUAUUUGAUGACUUCGGUACUCAUUAUUACACCUCAGGGAAGAUGGGUGGUUCCUAUGACAUUCUUUACCAGUACAGCUCAGAUGAGCUGAAAAACUCAGGUCUGACAGUGGAGGAAUCAACAGAGUGUGUGCGAACAGAAACCACUAAGCGUGUCCUUUUCAGAAAGAAAAAGAAAGUCAGUACCAGAUGCACUACAAACAGAAUGACUGUGAAACACGAAGGUUCCAUUCUGGAGUCGGCCGAACGAUCGGUGUCUCUGGUAAAAGGUGGAAGGUCAGAAUAUGCUGCAGCUCUGGCCUGGGAAAAAAAGGGGGCUUUUCCAGAGCAUACUGUCUUCACAAACUGGCUGGAGUCAACAAAGGACAAUCCUGUGGUGGUUGACUUUGAGGUGUCACCCAUCGUGGAUUUGGUGAAGAACGUGCCGUGUGCAGUGACCAGGCGUCGCAACCUCAGGAGAGCCCUUAGAGAAUACGUGGACAGGUUCGACCCUUGCCAGUGUGCUCCGUGCCCCAAUAAUGGCAGACCUGUGCUUUCCGGGACGGAGUGCCUCUGCCUGUGCCAGGCCGGCACCUACGGGAACAACUGUGAGAUGCGGACUCCAGAUCACAAAUCAGUUGCUGUAGAUGGCCGCUGGGGUUGCUGGUCUCAAUGGAGUUCAUGUGAUGCUUCCUUCAAGAAAAAAAGAACCCGAAAGUGUAAUAACCCCUCCCCGAUGAACGGAGGGAAGCCCUGUGAGGGUGAACAGGAAGAGGAGGAGGACUGUUAUGUCUCGGUGUUCAUGGACAGAGGGGCUCCUUGUAUAAAUGAUGAUGAAGCAAGGAGAGAAGAUGAAAUCUUGAUUGCUGAACCUGAGUCUGGAUGCUCCAGGCCAGACCCACCAGAAAAUGGCUUUAUCAGGAAUGAAAAGAACCAGUACGCUGUGGGGGAGGAAGCCGAAAUUGCCUGCGUGACUGGUCAUGUCCUCAGUGGCUAUCAGUUCCUUAGGUGUCUGCCAGAUCAAACCUGGACACAGCAGCAUAUUGAAUGUGAACCCUCAGUAUGCCUGAGGCCACCAACGUCUUACAGCGUCACGAUUUCCCCAUUUAAACAACAGUACAAUAUUGGUGAAACUAUUAAGUUAAGCUGCCAAGCUGGGUAUAUAGUCACUGGUCAGACAGAGUAUACUUGUGGGAAAGACCUGUCCUGGAUACCGUCUGUUUUGAGAUCCAUAACAUGUGAAAAAGAUAAGCAAACUAAGAUUAGAGGUACUUGCAGUCCAGGACAAAAACAGAUUGGAUCUCAGUGUGUUUGUAUGUCUCCAGAAGAGGACUGUGGUCACUACUCGGAAGACAUCUGUGUGCUACAUGCUGCUUCAGAACAGACCAUGACAAAGCCCAGCUGUGAGUACUUAGCUGAAAAUUGCCUCCGAGAGCAGUCAUUUCAUUUCUUGCAUGUCGGCCCUUGCAGUCGUGAUGCCAAUCAAGACUGGGCUAUUGAAAGGGCAAAGCUCUCUGCAAAUAGCCGGAAGAAAGUGCCAUGUGGCUAUGACACCUGCUAUGACUGGGAAGACUGUUCAGAGACACAGACCCAGUGCUCCUGCCUGCUGCCUUACCAGUGCCCCAGAGAAGACAGCCAGCUUCACUGCAUCCAGAUGGUGUCAACUGGGAGGAAGAAGACAGUCAGUCAUUGCACACUAGCAGCCAUGAAGUGCGCUGGUGUGAAAAUGGAGGUGCUGAAUCCGGGGAGCUGCCUGCAGUAACCUGGCAGCUUGGGUAGCGUCCACCCUGAUAUUCCCACCGUAUGCCUGCUGACCAACCCUGACGACAACUCAGUGAAAGCACAAAUGGAUUAGAAAACAAACGAUGGAAAAAAAUCCUGAGCUGACUUGCUGGAUUUCUGGGAGGAGGGUGGGGAUGGGCUCAUUUUUUUUGUCUGAAAAUUGUAUGGAGUGCGGAGUAUGGGGACUGCUACCACUGCCAGUACCUCUGCGCACGUGCAGAGGGAGGAAGGGGAGCUCUGCCUCUCGUUUCCUCUGAUGUUGGAUGAAACGUUUUCUCUCCUCAGUCAUUUGCUGCUCCAUCCCUUCGCUUCUGACUGCUCUGCACCUUCGUUGCCCUACUGGCUGUGAUCCCAGUGUAGCAGCUAGGUAGGAAGAUUGGGCACGUGGUCACGAAGGCAGCUACCUGCGUGGGCCUUCACGGUACCAAUUCAGGGAGCGGUACACAAUACCGCUAACUGCAAAUGUAUUGUCAUUAUGAGCGAGGCCUUCAAAACCAUGAGAUUUUUAAUUAGGGUAACUGAAGGAGGCAACUCUUUGCACUCUGGGUUGGUUUGUCAGUUUUGAGCCUUAUAGGCUUAGGAUUUGCAAACCUGAAGCUUAGAAACUUGCUUUUCAAGAAGGGAAAGAAAGCUGAAAUCUAAAGGUCACUUUCUUAUACUACCAGUCAGCAGAUCAAUGAAAAUUAGGAAAAAAAAUUAUUUAUCGACAGGCACUUGUCAUGACCUGUGCUAUGUAUAACUGUCACACCUGGCCAGGGGCUGAGCAGUGUCAUUUGGGAGCAGGGUGUGGGGCUGGAGGUGGAACGAUAAUUUUUACCUUCAAGGAGGUAUCAGACACCUACAUCUGGUAUGUUACUGAGCUCCCCAAAUCAGGACCAGCCAGUCUCAACUGUAUGGAGCUCAAGGAAAAAAGUGAUGAAUCCUUCUGCUCAAUAGACCAAAGCAUUGCAUUUUUCUGCUUAAAAUGUAUAGUAAAAAUGAUUGAAAUAACAGAGUGGUUUGCCCUCGUAAGUCUCUACUACUUUCCUCCAACUGAAGAUUCAUAUUAAUAGGCUGGUGAUUAUUUGGGGGAGGGUUGCAGACUUGAUUAUCCCUAGCUUUUGUUCUUUAAUACCCUUAUUCCUUCUUGCUGGUCAUAUUUCCAAGGGGAAUAGUCAUUCAGAAUGGUUGUGUAUGCCUUCUGCACCUUCAAAAAGUGGUAAAGAUUUCAUGCUCCUGACCUGCUAACCUUAACGCUAGCUUCUCGUUAUAGGACUCUGAAUCUGGCACGACUCUCCAGCAAUUUUUAUUGUAAUAUGAGGAUUGUCUUUCCCCAUGUUUCUCACCAUGACAUAUUGCCAGAUGAAAUCAUUUUGUGAUAAAUAAAAGGCAGCUGAGGAGUCACUUGCUGCCCCCGUUUCUCUAGUA
Struthio camelus australis is the source of this 4570-nucleotide messenger RNA. The record is from RefSeq and is a predicted model, not a curated record. NCBI's taxonomy places the organism in Eukaryota, Metazoa, Chordata, Aves, Struthioniformes, Struthionidae.